This is a messenger RNA of Frankliniella occidentalis (western flower thrips), 1660 nucleotides long. It is a transcript of the gene Der-1, whose product is annotated as derlin-1. Gene Ontology annotation, molecular function: ubiquitin-specific protease binding; misfolded protein binding. The coding region runs from base 166 to 921 and encodes 251 amino acids. The record is from RefSeq and is a predicted model, not a curated record. The transcript has 7 exons. Gene Ontology annotation, biological process: endoplasmic reticulum unfolded protein response. NCBI's taxonomy places the organism in Eukaryota, Metazoa, Arthropoda, Insecta, Thysanoptera, Thripidae. Gene Ontology annotation, cellular component: Hrd1p ubiquitin ligase ERAD-L complex; endoplasmic reticulum membrane.
UCGAAUGGGUGGCCUACCUCACGAGGCGUUCUAGCCAGCCAGCUUCACGCUGCGAAUAUCUGCCUGCCUGCGAAUAACAGCAAUAGCAUUUGCUGUUUUCAUCGUCAUCUAGUGGUGGAGAGCGGCUGCUUGGUGUUGUGUUCGUGGCCUAGAGAAGAUUGAAAAAUGAGCGAUAUAGCACAGUGGUUUAAAGGACUUCCAACAUUCACUCGUUACUGGCUUGGAUUAACACUUAGCUUUUCAAUUCUUGGGCGAUUUGGUUUACUUAAAGCUCAUCAGCUGAUUCUUCUCUAUGAACCGUUCGUCAAAUACUUCCAGAUAUGGAGACCAGCAACUGCUCUGUUUUAUUAUCCUUUGUCUCCGGCAACAGGAUUUCACUUUAUGAUAAAUUGUUACUUCCUGUACAACUAUUCAUUGAAGCUAGAAGAAGGUUUGUAUCAGGGAAGGCCAGCAGACUACUGUUUUAUGCUUCUCUUUAACUGGAUAUGUUGUGUCAUUGUUGGAUUGAUCGGCGAAAUACCAUUCUUAAUGGAUCCAAUGGUUUUAAGUGUACUAUAUAUUUGGUGUCAACUAAACAGGAAUGUUAUUGUAAGCUUCUGGUUUGGAACUCAAUUCAAAGCAAUGUACCUUCCUUGGGUUCUCUUUGCUUUUAAUCUCAUCAUAUCUGGCGGAGGAAUCUUGGAGCUUGUGGGAAUCCUUGUGGGUCAUCUAUACUUUUUCCUUACAUUCCAACUACCACAAGAAAUGGGUGGACCCAGCUUCCUUUCCACUCCUCAAUUCCUGUAUAAGUAUUUUCCCAAUCAACGAAACAUGGGUCUUGUAUUUGGCGCACCCCCGGCUAAUCGUAGACCAGCUGAAGGGGCUGCUCCUGCGGCAGGAGGAAGGCAUAGCUGGGGACCAGGUCAUGUACUUGGAAACUAGUAGUAAAUUUGCCUAAAUUUCUUUCUAUUUUCUAUUUUUUUCUGACAUUGUAUAUUUGUAUUGAAAGCAUCCAUUGAACUCAAUCAUAAAAAUUUAUUUCAACACUUUGUGUUAGCUCUUUCAACACUUUGUGUUAGCUCUAUCAUUCCACUUUGACAGAUUUACCUCAACUAUCUUGUGUCACUGGUUUUCAGAAUGACAAUGUUUUAAGUCCAUAAUGAUCCCAUGAUCAUAUUAAAAUGGUUCACACCAAAAAAAUAACUCAUCAACUAUGGGGAAAAAAGUUUAAGAACACUGUUAAUGUGUGAUAAUUUGCUGCAUCAUCAUACUUUUAUUAGCUAUCACAUAGAUUUUUUGAAAGUUGUUGAUAAAGUUGAUGUGCAAUCAAAUUGUACUGUUUGUGAUGUUUCAAUAUCAACUGUUAUUGAGCUAGCCUCUGAAAUAAAGUAGCUUAACUUUGCAAUUUCACUGUUGAUGAUUCUGUUACUUGGUGAAUUGGCCUGUGAAGUUGAGUUUGUUGUAUACUACCUAAUUCAUAUUUGUAUCUAGUUAUUAUUUUUCUUCUAAUUUAUUUAACCUGCGCCUCAUUUUUUGAUCUGAUUUGAGGGCUGCAGUUUGGCUUGUGAAUAAUUGAAGCAUGAACGAACAUGCCUACUUGUUGUGUAAUGAUUUCGUUAUAAUAUUUUGUGAGAUUUCAUUGACUAAUAAAGAAAAUUAAAAAAGACAGCAACAUACGAAA